Molecule: messenger RNA, 3039 nt
Organism: Alosa sapidissima (American shad)
Lineage: Eukaryota; Metazoa; Chordata; Actinopteri; Clupeiformes; Clupeidae
Gene: rab4a
Product: RAB4a, member RAS oncogene family
Exons: 8
Coding region: 91-864 (257 amino acids)
Biological process (GO): regulation of endocytosis; Rab protein signal transduction
Cellular component (GO): endosome
Molecular function (GO): GTPase activity; GTP binding
Source: RefSeq, a predicted model, not a curated record
GUUAUUAGAGGAUGCAACCUUUGUGUGCCCAUUCGACCCAACGAUUUCGGAAGGCUUUUAGAUUGACAUCCUAAACAGGAAGUGCGAGGAAUGGUCAGGGAGGAUACACUGAUCUCUCAGAGGGAUUUGCCCCUUCAUUUAAUAUCCCUGUGUAUUGCCCAUAGGUAUUGCCCUAAGAAAAAAGAAAACAAGACUUGGCGAGGUAACCUACACAUAUCACCGGCUAUGUCGGAGACAUACGAUUUCCUGUUCAAGUUCCUUGUUAUAGGAAAUGCAGGAACUGGCAAAUCUUGCCUUCUUCACCAAUUCAUAGAAAAGAGAUUCAAGGAGGACUCAAACCACACAAUAGGCGUGGAGUUUGGCUCUAAAAUCAUCAGUGUGGUGAACAAGUUUGUCAAGCUGCAAAUCUGGGACACAGCAGGACAGGAGAGAUUUAGGUCAGUCACCCGAAGCUAUUACAGAGGGGCAGCAGGAGCGUUGCUGGUCUAUGACAUCACAAGUCGGGAAACCUACAAUGCGCUCACGAACUGGCUAACGGAUGCAAGAAUGCUGGCCAGCCAAAACAUCGUCAUCAUCCUGUGCGGGAACAAGAAAGACCUGGAUGCAGAUCGGGAGGUGACUUUCUUGGAGGCGUCACGCUUUGCACAGGAGAACGAGCUGAUGUUUCUGGAGACCAGCGCUCUGACGGGGGAGAAUGUGGAGGAGGCGUUUGUGCAGUGUGCUCGGAAAAUCCUGAACAAGAUAGAAUCAGAGCUGGACCCAGAGCGAAUGGGUUCUGGUAUCCAGUACGGCGAUGCGGCUCUGCGACAGCUGCGAUCCCCCCGCAGGGCGCAGGCCCAGAGUGCCCAGGAGUGUGGCUGCUAAUCCGCAUGCUUUCCGCACUGGCAACCAAGACAGGUGUGUGAGGACGUGGAAAGAUCGGACAGCUGUGGGGGAAAGCGUUGUGAUGUUGGGGCUCGGUGAGGCGGAGCGGCUCUUUUCCUGAACCUUCCUUUUUGCUUGCGGACGGAUGGCUAGCGGCAGAGAGAACCCUGGUCGGGCCGUCAAAACUCCAGCUCUCUCUGGAACGCCAAGAUCUGCGUCCCAGUCCCCCGAGAGGGAGCGCCCUUGUGAUCCAAAACAUCCAAGAGUGGAGAGAGGGGAAACAGAAAAAAAAAGAAAAAAAAGAAAUCCCUGUCAUCUUUGCUGAAAGCCCCCGUGUUGAAGGGCAGGCCCGUCCAUGUGCCCUAGUUUCUCACCGUGUAUGUUGUAAAACCACUCUGAAGAAAGCCCCCCCCCCCCCCCCCCCCCCCAAAGCAUGUUUAAGGAUUGACAUGGCCAUGCAUCUCAUCUUUAGCUUUAGCACUCAUAUGAUAGAUAACCUGUCAAUAGUGGCAUAUCAUGUUUACGUCUGUGGCGAAUCGUUCCUUUCAGUGCAAUGUUAAAUACUCCCCAGACUUGCAGACAAAGACACUUUCACACAUUUAUGCCGUUAUCAUGGACUCUCAGUUUCUUGUGUUUGUACAAAGACAGUCAUUGCUUUUGCAUUCUAUCACAAUCACACUACAGAUGGAAAGCUGCUGUGUUUGUUUAUAUCCAGUUGAACAUGCAGUAUUGGAGGGACCCUCAUUAGAACAUGAGUGUCCUCCAUUGGAGAGAAUGUUUCACAAGGUUUUUGUGUGUCCUUCAGCCUCUGAUUAUUCUCUUUAAUUAUUUAGUUGCGAAUCUUUGAACCCUAAAUGUUCCAAACGAAUGGACCAACUUCAGCCUUUUAUCUUUUGUCAAGUUUUGUGUAUCAUGACAGUAUACAUUUUAAGCAUGUCAUUUUUUUUUUAAAUAUAGAUUAAUAGGCCCUUUCAUUUUUACUUGAAAAUGUCCCACUCUCACACCCUGUAUUUGCCCAUGAUUUACAGACAUAUGAAAUACCAAAUACACUACUGUAUGUUGAAUGUGUAGCAAAAUAUCGUUGAAAUCCUUUAAAUCAAAUCCUAAGUUUAGUGUGUCUGUUUUUCAUCUUCAUUUGUCAGGGAAUUGCUGUGCUGCCGAACAGAAAGAAAUAUAUACCUCUACACUGUUCUCAGAAGGAAAGACAUUAUCAAGCUUUGUAUCUAGAGGCAAGCCUCCUAAAACCACGAUGGUUUUUUUUUAAGAAACUCAGUCCAGACCGUGACAUCACUGAAUUUUAAGCAUUUGUACAAAUUGCAGGUGAGAGUAUUUUGAGGCUGAAUGCUGAAAGAGACUAAAUAUUUUAAACUCAAAGGGAAUCCCAGCCUUGAAAGGUUACUUAUUGUUCUUCAUGGUUGAAGCCCAGAUCAAGGCUUAUUUUUGUAUAAGCAGUGCAGCACUAAUAUUAUCACAACCAAAACAAUCAACAGUUCAAAUCAAAUAAAGGUGAUGUCUGCACUGCCAUGUCUUUGUUGAGCUUUUGCUCAGAUCUUUUGUACAUAUAGUGUCUGGUAUUUAAACAACUAUCUUCUCUGUUUUUCAAACUUGCCUUAGACUCUUUUGCUAGUGGAGGGAGGGAGUUGAGAAAAGCACUUGAUUACAACAGGUUUAUACCACUGGUCAUGUGUUUGAGUGGUCAACCACAUGCAGAUCUUCACUACUAGCCAGCAGGGUCAGUCGUGCUGUGAUUGACAAUGUGUUGUAAUUAACCCCACAUAUAUACACACACACACACACACACACAUAUAUAUGUCUGUCUUUAUGUUAUAGCUCAAAAAUUAAAGCAAAUCGUCGAAUAUGGCUUAAAUGCCUGAGUCCAGAGUUAUAUUUAUCCGUAGAAAUAAUCUUAUGUAACCUACUGCUGCCAUUCUGAAGUGCCAGUCUGGGCAUCUAUUAUCUAGCAUCUAAUAUUUCUUAGGUGUCUUAAAUAUCUAUCAUGAAAAUCAUCUUUAAUGUCUUUGUGUGGCACACUGACAUGAUUCAUCUGAAAAUGGCUGUUUUUAUUUUUUAAGAGAUGGAAUAUAGAAUUAGACAUAUAGAUUGUAUUGGCUCUUUUAUCUGAAGUUGGCACUUCACCUUUUACAGCUUAUUCUACUUCUACUGUAAUGCAGAAAA